CGAGAAGCAUAUUUAAUCAUUUGCGUCAUCAUUAUGUCCUGCACUGCAGUUUGUCAUCCUCAGACCCGAUGCAAUGGGGAUAAAUAUAUGCCCAUCCUCUUCCCUUCAAGACAUCAUUCUCAAGCAACACAGCAAUCAACUGUACAGCACAGUCCACCAAACAAAAUUCACACUCAAAAUUCUUCGCAGACUCACUUACUCAUCUUAAUAUUCAACACUUCGCUACAAUGUCCAAGCCAGUCGCAGUUAUCAUCGGAGCAACAGGAGGCCAGGGUGGUAGUGUCGUCGAUUCCUUUCUCCAAGACGGAACGUAUCAAGUGAGAGGCGUCACCCGAAACGUUAACAACGCAAAUGCCCAGGCCCUUCACAAACGUGGUGUUGAAGUGGUGACUGCUAAUCUCAAUGAUCAAGCAUCGCUCAUUGAAGCAUUUAAGGGCGCUACCCUCAUCUUCGCCGUCACAGACUUCUUCGAGCCAUUCGCCGCCAAGGGACCUGAGGAAGCCAUGAAAGUAGAAUCUGUCCAAGGAAUCAAUCUUGCCAAAGCCGCUUCGGCAACCCCUACACUCAAGCACUACAUAUGGAGCACGCUUCCCAACGGAAAGAAGAUAUCGGGAGGAAAAUAUGUUGUCCCUCACUUUGAAGCCAAAAAUCAAAUCGAUGCAUAUAUCAAGAGUGACCCCACUCUCCUCACAAAGACUACUUUUGUCUGGGUCACUUUUUUUGCAAGCAACUUGUUCUUUCCAAUGUUCACCCCAAACCUGAUCAAAUCCUCAGGCAAAUACGUCUGGUUGCAGCCAGCUCCAGCAGAUACGCCAAUUCUUUCAGUCGCAGAUCAGAAAAAGAAUAUUGGUCCGAUCAUCGUGGGAAUUGCCAAGAAACCUGAGUUGACUCUGAAUGGAAAAUUUGUUCUCGCUACAGUGGAUGAGUCCACAGUGGAAGAAUUUAUCUCCACUUGGGGGCGUGUCACUGGCAAGCAGACGGAGUACGUUCAGAUCCCACUUGCUGAGUAUAAUCGCCUCUGGCCAAUGUGGGGGCAGGAAAUGGGCGUCAUGAUGGAGUUCUGGGGUGAGUACAAGGAAAAGAGCUGGAGUGGAGAGGAUUACAUCACGAAAGAAGAUUUGGGAGUGGUUGAAAAGCUUAUCUCGACGGAAGAGGCACUAGCUUCUUUCGAUUACUCUUUGGUGCUGUGAAUGCCACAAGAUGACAAGCAGGGGGAUGAUAGUGGUGCGAAGGUGUUCAAUGAUUAGGGCGGUGGCGGGGUAGCCGAAUAGGGAUCCUUCAUUUUGUGAUUUAUCAGCGUAAUACUUUAGCGAAAAGUCACAUUCGAC
This is a messenger RNA of Hyaloscypha bicolor E, 1328 nucleotides long. RefSeq names its product NmrA-like family protein-like protein. The transcript is spliced from 3 exons. The record is from RefSeq and is a predicted model, not a curated record. Lineage: Eukaryota; Fungi; Ascomycota; Leotiomycetes; Helotiales; Hyaloscyphaceae. The coding region runs from base 228 to 1190 and encodes 320 amino acids.